Lindgomyces ingoldianus is the source of this 1067-nucleotide messenger RNA. RefSeq lists its product as uncharacterized. The record is from RefSeq and is a predicted model, not a curated record. Bases 445 to 759 code for a protein of 104 amino acids. The transcript is spliced from 2 exons. NCBI's taxonomy places the organism in Eukaryota, Fungi, Ascomycota, Dothideomycetes, Pleosporales, Lindgomycetaceae.
CGAGAAUGUAACAUUUUCGUCGUGGCUGCUAUUCAACGAAAUGCGCCAUAUAUUGUCGUGAUGUUUUCCUGCCGGACAUGCGAUGAAUCGUGGCCCCUGGCAGGAACCGGUUGCAGAAAAGGGGGUGAGAACCGGCAGAGAUGCUGUGCUCACCCACAACUCUGUGUAUGUCAUGAAAGAUGAAACUGCGCGUUUUGAAAGGGAAUUCCCAAAGAGUUUUGAUAGCAGCUUAAUGAAAUAGGCAUAGCGCGGUGAUGGAGAGAUUUUGGCAGUAUAUGACCGAAAAGAGGGUGUUCUGAAGAACGAAAGGAUGCUCACAUGGCCAGACUAUCGACCAGGCAAGGAACUCGUUCGCGCGAUGCUCGGAAGAAACGAAUGAAAGGUCGUCGACGGCUGUGUCAAGCGGUGAGGCUUAUCGACGGCGCUCAUUGGGUAAGUUGAGCAAUGAAGUCGGUGGCUUCAGCGGCAUCAACCCCGCGAAGGACGCCGCAGCCUCAAGACCCAAGAAGCACACACGUCGACUCUCGAAGAGCUGGUUACAGGGGCUCUGGUCGAGCGAUAUGCAGGAUAGCAAUGAGUCAGAGGUGUUUCCCCGGCACCAGGCUUAUUAAGACUCUGGUACGAUGCGAUGUGACGGAUGGUCUUGAGGCUUGGCGGAGAGGAGGGCUCAAAGACUUAAGAGCUCCGUCUGAGGCCUGCGCCGUUCCUCCUCCACGACCGCUAUUAUUCCACCUCGGCCCCGCCCACGGCACUGCUUGAUCCCCGGCAUCGUGUCAAGUGACCUCAACCGGGACCGCGACCGCGACCGCCCGAUUGCUGUGAUAGACAGCCGCAUUGACUGCCCACGGCUUGCGAGAGGGUUCAGCAGUACCACUACGUCAGGUCGGUGGGUUGUGAUUGCGACAGGCUCCCCACCACUCAGGGUUCCUUCACCACACUCAACGCAGCGACUAAGCACGAGCUUCGUCUACCUUCGUCUACUAUUUGGCUCUCGUCUGCCAUUGCUAGAGGGACUGGAUCCAACCGCCCCCAGCCGAUAGGGUUUCGCACAUUAAAGUCUAUAUUGG